Molecule: messenger RNA, 1520 nt
Organism: Chelonus insularis
Lineage: Eukaryota; Metazoa; Arthropoda; Insecta; Hymenoptera; Braconidae
Product: intraflagellar transport protein 172 homolog
Exons: 3
Coding region: 654-1505 (283 amino acids)
Source: RefSeq, a predicted model, not a curated record
AAGUGUAAAACAGCAUUAUACUUAGCAUAAGUACGCUUUAUACGGGAUCUCCGUAUAAAAUACACUUGUGGUAAGUAAGGAAGAUCCUCAGUGUAAGAAAACUAUAUUAUCAACUGAAGUAAACUUUGUAAUCUUCUUUUAUUAUCUACCUACUUGAGAUAAACAAAAUACAUUGGCUCACAUUAUACUGAUUCCAAGUAGAAAGACUACUUAAAUACAAGUACUUUAUUUUCAUAAAACUUGUAUACUUAUUACUUCUUCAACCGCUUGUAGUCUACUCAGGAGUGGUAUAUUCUGUAUUUAGACUCAGUAUUUUUUUUAUUCAUUUUAAAACGAAGUUUUACUGAUUCCAGGUACUUUCUUUACCUGCCUUUCGAAACUUUUUUACCUAUCACUUUUAUACUGGGGACAAGUAAAUUCUAUAAUUCGCCACCGGAAAAAAUUUCUGUCAGUGUAGAGGCUUUGUUUUUAUUUUGAAAAUGUCAUUAUAUUAAAAAUACUAUUUUUAUUCAACAUAAUAAAACAUUUAGUUGUAGAAAUAUUAAUAUUAAGUGUAAUAUAUACAUAGUUUAAUCUAGUAAUCAAAACACAGUGUAAUAUCAAUAAUUUGAGGUUAUCAAGCCGGUAAAAUAUUUUUAAUAAAAAAUGCUGGUAUGUGGUCUGAGGCAAUACGUAUUUGUAGAGAGUACUUACCAAGUCAAGAAGCAGCUUUACGUCGUGAGUUAACACAAAAAAGCAUUGGAAAUGAUAGCACACAAACUCUGAAAGAAGCUGGACGUUGGUUAAAAGUUGGUGAAAUCCGUACAGCAUUAGAUAUUUUAAUUUCAGAUACAUCUCAUUCAGUUCUUAUACAAACAGCUGACAUUGUGUUUAAUCAAUCUGAUCCAGAUACCGCUUCACAAGUUGCUACAGAAUUAGGAGCUAAAUUAGCUAGUCAUGAAGAACAUGCUUUAGCGGCACAAGUUUAUCUUAUGCCUCAAGAUAAUAGCAUGAAACUCCAUAAAUGUAAAUGUAUUAGUGAAUGUGCUUUCUUUGGCAACAACAAAAAUAGCCUCAGAUUUUUAAAAUUAACUUAUCAUGAUUUGCAAGAUGGUAUAAGCAUUACAGCUUACAGGAUCAAUACGUCAGGCAAAGAAGAAGGUUUUGGUCAGUCUAUUUUACACUACGGUCAAUUAGUAUUUCAUGCUUCUCCAUAUAAUUUUCAGGAUGUAUUUAGCUGUAUGGUAACAGCUAAAUUUACACAUGUACUUCAAAAAGAUGUAUUUCGAGCUCUUUGUAAAUUAUCUAUAAUACGAAAUAAUUGUAUACAAGGAUUUGGUAACGUCUUUGAUAAAGUUUUAUUGUAUUUUGAAAAAUUCUGGUUGAACAAGAUAACACCCAUAAGAUUCUCUGUAAAUAAUUUGGAUGAUCGAACGAAUAAUUGUAUAGAAUCAUACCAUAAAAGAUUAAAUACACAACUACUCAAAAAUCCGAAUCUGACUGAAUUUAUUAGUCCCCAGAGUUGAAUACGAUAAUUUUUA